CUGUUGCUAACUUGGCUCCGCCCCUUACGUGUUGGGCCCCGCCCCUCACGCUGCCGGCAGCCCGCGCCGCCGCAGUCAGCCUCCGCCCAGCGCGCCUGGAACUCCUGCGCCUUGCGCGCUCCGCGCUCCAGCCACCGGCGCGGUUAGCCACGUGGACCGACUCCUGGCGCGCCGGCCUCACGUGGUUCCAGCACCGGCUGGGGCUUGCUGCGCUUGCCGCUUCUCUGUGCUCGCCCCCGCCUCUGAGCUCCGUUCCCAUGGCGGCCCUGAUGUUGGAGGAUGGGUCGGUCCUGCGGGGCCAGCCCUUUGGGGCCACUGUGUCGACUGCCGGGGAAGUGGUGUUUCAAACCGGAAUGGUUGGCUACCCCGAGGCCCUCACUGACCCUUCCUACAAAGCACAAAUCUUAGUGCUGACAUAUCCUCUGAUCGGCAACUACGGCAUCCCCACAGACGAAGUGGAUGAGUUCGGUCUCAGUAAGUGGUUUGAAUCCUCUGGGAUCCACGUGGCAGGACUGGUGGUGGGAGAGUGCUGUCCCACGCCCAGCCACUGGAGUGCCACCCACACCCUGCACCAGUGGCUGCAACAGCAUGGCAUACCUGGCCUGCAAGGAGUGGAUACUCGGGAGCUGACUAAGAAGUUGCGAGAACAAGGGUCUCUGCUGGGAAAGCUGGUCCAGGAUGGGACAGAGCCUUCAGCCCUGCCAUUCUUGGACCCCAAUGCCCGCCCCCUGGUGCCAGAGGUCUCAAUUAAGGCUCCACGGGUGUUCAAUACAGGAGGCACCCCUCGGAUCCUUGCUUUGGAUUGUGGCCUCAAGUAUAAUCAGAUCCGAUGCCUGUGUCAACGUGGUGCUGAGGUCACUGUGGUACCGUGGGAUCACGCCUUAGAUAGCCAGGAGUAUGAGGGUGUCUUCCUGAGUAAUGGCCCUGGUGACCCCGCCUCCUAUCCCAGUGUGGUAUCCACACUGAGCCGUGUCUUAUCUGAGCCUAAUCCCCGACCUGUCUUCGGGAUCUGUCUGGGACACCAGCUGUUGGCCUUAGCCAUUGGGGCCAAGACAUACAAGAUGAGAUACGGGAACCGAGGCCACAAUCAGCCAUGCUUGCUGGUGGGCUCUGGGCGCUGCUUUCUGACAUCCCAGAACCAUGGGUUUGCUGUGGAAACGGACUCGCUGCCAGCAGGCUGGCUUCCUCUCUUUACCAACGCCAAUGAUCGUUCCAAUGAAGGCAUCGUACACGACAGCCUGCCAUUCUUCAGUGUCCAGUUUCACCCAGAGCACCAAGCUGGUCCUUCAGAUAUGGAGCUUCUUUUUGAUAUCUUUCUGGAAACUGUAAAAGAAGCCACAGCUGGGAACCCUGGGGGCCAGACAGUUCGAGAGCGGCUGGUUGAGCGCCUUUGUCCGCCUGGAAUUCCCACCCCAGGCUCUGGGCUUCCACCACCACGAAAGGUUCUGAUCCUGGGCUCUGGGGGCCUCUCCAUUGGCCAAGCUGGAGAGUUCGACUACUCUGGCUCUCAGGCGAUUAAGGCUCUGAAGGAGGAAAACAUCCAGACGUUGCUGAUCAACCCCAACAUUGCCACAGUGCAGACUUCCCAGGGGCUGGCUGACAAGGUCUAUUUCCUUCCCAUAACACCUCACUACGUAACCCAGGUGAUCCGUAAUGAGCGGCCAGAUGGCAUCUUACUGACUUUUGGGGGCCAGACAGCUCUGAACUGUGGUGUGGAGCUGACAAAGGCCGGAGUAUUGGCUCGGUAUGGGGUCCGGGUCCUGGGCACACCCGUGGAGACCAUUGAACUGACGGAAGACCGGCGUGCCUUUGCCUCCAGGAUGGCGGAGAUUGGAGAGCAUGUGGCCCCCAGUGAGGCGGCAAAUUCUCUUGAACAGGCCCAGGCAGCUGCCGAGCGGCUGGGGUACCCAGUGCUGGUGCGUGCAGCCUUUGCCCUCGGUGGCCUGGGCUCUGGCUUUGCCUCUAACAGGGAGGAGCUCUUUGCUCUUGUGGCCCCAGCUUUUGCCCAUACCAGCCAAGUGCUGGUCGAUAAGUCCCUAAAGGGAUGGAAGGAGAUUGAGUACGAGGUGGUGAGAGAUGCCUAUGGCAACUGCGUCACGGUGUGUAACAUGGAGAAUUUGGACCCACUGGGCAUCCAUACUGGUGAGUCCAUAGUGGUGGCUCCAAGCCAGACGCUGAAUGACCGGGAAUACCAGCUACUGCGGCAGACCGCCAUCAAGGUGACCCAGCACCUUGGAAUCGUUGGGGAGUGCAAUGUGCAGUAUGCCUUGAACCCCGAGUCUGAGCAGUAUUACAUCAUUGAAGUGAAUGCCAGGCUCUCUCGAAGCUCCGCCCUGGCCAGUAAGGCCACAGGCUAUCCGCUGGCCUACGUGGCAGCCAAACUAGCUUUGGGUAUCCCUCUGCCAGAGCUCAGGAACUCCGUGACAGGGGGAACAGCAGCCUUUGAACCCAGCCUGGAUUACUGUGUGGUGAAGAUUCCUCGCUGGGACCUCAGCAAGUUCCUCCGUGUCAGCACAAAGAUCGGGAGCUGCAUGAAGAGCGUUGGUGAAGUCAUGGGCAUUGGGCGUUCUUUUGAGGAGGCCUUCCAGAAGGCUCUUCGCAUGGUGGAUGAGAACUGUGUGGGCUUUGAUCACACGGUAAAGCCAGUCAGUGAUAUGGAGCUGGAGACGCCAACCGACAAGCGGAUCUUCGUGGUGGCAGCUGCUCUGUGGGCUGGCUACUCGGUGGAGCGGCUGUAUGAACUCACACGCAUCGACCGCUGGUUCCUGCACCGCAUGAAGCGGAUUAUAGCACACGCCCAGCUGCUGGAACAGCAUCGUGGCCAGCCUUUGCCCCCAGACCUGCUGCAGCAGGCCAAGCGCCUUGGCUUCUCAGACAAGCAGAUUGCCCUUGCGGUUCUGAGCACAGAGCUGGCUGUUCGCAAGCUGCGUCAGGAACGGGGGAUCUGCCCAGCAGUGAAACAGAUCGACACAGUUGCAGCCGAGUGGCCAGCCCAGACAAACUAUUUGUACCUGACAUACUGGGGCACCACCCAUGACCUCACCUUUCGAACGCCUCAUGUCCUGGUCCUUGGCUCUGGCGUCUACCGGAUAGGCUCCAGCGUAGAGUUUGACUGGUGUGCCGUGGGCUGCAUCCGGCAGCUCCGAAAGAUGGGAUAUAAGACCAUUAUGGUGAACUACAACCCAGAGACAGUCAGCACUGACUAUGACAUGUGUGACCGACUCUACUUUGAUGAGAUCUCUUUUGAGGUGGUGAUGGACAUCUAUGAGCUCGAGAGCCCUGAAGGCGUGAUCCUGUCCAUGGGCGGGCAGCUGCCCAACAACAUGGCCAUGGCUUUGCAUCGGCAGCAGUGCCGGGUGCUGGGCACUUCCCCUGAAGCCAUCGACUCAGCUGAGAACCGUUUCAAGUUCUCCCGGCUCCUGGACACCAUUGGUAUCAGCCAGCCUCAGUGGAGGGAGCUCAGUGAUCUAGAGUCUGCUCGCCAGUUCUGCCAGACGGUGGGGUAUCCCUGUGUGGUGCGCCCCUCCUACGUGCUGAGCGGCGCUGCUAUGAAUGUGGCUUACACUGAUGGGGACCUGGAACGCUUCCUGAGCAGUGCGGCAGCCGUCUCCAAGGAGCACCCCGUGGUCAUCUCCAAGUUCAUCCAGGAGGCCAAGGAGAUUGACGUGGAUGCUGUGGCCCAUGAUGGUGUGGUGGCAGCCAUUGCCAUCUCUGAGCACGUGGAGAAUGCAGGUGUGCAUUCAGGUGAUGCCACGCUGGUGACCCCACCACAAGACAUCACUGCCAAAACUCUAGAGCGGAUUAAAGCCAUCGUGCACGCUGUGGGCCAGGAGCUGCAGGUCACGGGACCCUUCAAUCUGCAGCUCAUUGCCAAGGACGACCAGCUGAAAGUCAUCGAAUGCAAUGUGCGUGUCUCUCGCUCCUUCCCUUUCGUCUCCAAGACACUAGGUGUGGACCUAGUAGCAUUGGCCACACGCGUCAUCAUGGGGGAAGAAGUGGAACCUGUGGGGCUCAUGACUGGCUCUGGAGUCGUGGGGGUAAAGGUCCCUCAGUUCUCGUUCUCACGCCUGGCGGGGGCCGACGUGGUGCUGGGCGUGGAGAUGACCAGCACUGGGGAAGUGGCUGGCUUUGGGGAGAGCCGCUGCGAGGCCUACCUCAAGGCCAUGCUAAGCACUGGCUUUAAGAUCCCCAAGAAGAACAUCUUGCUGACCAUUGGCAGCUAUAAGAACAAAAGUGAGCUGCUCCCGACUGUGCGGCUGCUGGAGAGCCUGGGCUACAGUCUCUACGCCAGUCUGGGCACCGCCGACUUCUAUACUGAGCACGGCGUCAAGGUAACGGCUGUGGACUGGCACUUUGAGGAGGCAGUGGAUGGUGAGUGCCCGCCGCAGCGAAGCAUCUUGGAGCAGCUGGCAGAGAAUCACUUUGAGCUAGUGAUUAACCUGUCAAUGCGCGGGGCUGGGGGCCGGCGUCUCUCUUCCUUUGUCACCAAGGGCUACCGUACCCGGCGCCUGGCCGCUGACUUCUCCGUGCCCCUCAUCAUUGAUAUCAAGUGCACCAAACUGUUUGUGGAGGCCCUGGGCCAGAUUGGGCCAGCGCCCCCUUUGAAGGUGCACGUUGACUGUAUGACUUCCCAGAAGCUUGUGCGGCUCCCUGGAUUGAUUGACAUCCACGUGCACCUGCGGGAACCCGGGGGAACACACAAGGAGGACUUUGCCUCGGGCACCGCUGCUGCCCUGGCUGGGGGCGUCACCAUGGUGUGCGCCAUGCCUAAUACCCGGCCCCCCAUCACUGAUGCACCAGCCCUGGCCCUGGCCCAGAAGCUGGCAGAGGCGGGCGCCCGCUGUGACUUUGCCUUAUUUCUCGGAGCCUCAUCGGAAAAUGCAGGGACCCUGGGUGCUGUCGCUGGGUCUGCAGCUGGGCUAAAGCUCUACCUCAACGAGACCUUCUCUGAGCUUCGGCUGGACAAUGUGGCCCAGUGGAUGGAGCACUUUGAGACAUGGCCCUCCCACCUCCCCAUCGUGGCCCACGCAGAGCGGCAGAGUGUGGCCGCUGUCCUCAUGGUGGCCCAGCUGACCCAGCGCUCGGUCCACAUAUGUCACGUGGCCCGGAAGGAGGAGAUCCUGCUGAUUAAAGCCGCCAAGGCACGGGGGCUGCCCGUAACCUGUGAAGUGGCGCCCCACCAUCUGUUUCUGAGCCGCGAUGACCUGGAGCACCUGGGGCCGGGGAAGGGGGAGGUCCGGCCUGAGCUUGGCUCCCGCCAGGACGUGGAGGCCCUGUGGGAAAACAUGGCUGUCAUCGACUGCUUCGCCUCAGACCAUGCCCCCCACACCUUGGAGGAGAAGAGUGGGCCCAGGCCUCCCCCCGGCUUCCCAGGGCUGGAGACCAUGCUGCCGCUGCUGCUGACGGCGGUCAGCGAGGGCCGGCUCAGUCUGGAUGACCUGCUGCAGCGGCUGCACCACAACCCGCGCCGGAUCUUCCACCUGCCCCCCCAGGAGGACACCUACGUAGAGGUGGAUCUGGAGCACGAAUGGACCAUCCCCAGCCACAUGCCCUUCUCCAAGGCCCACUGGACGCCCUUUGAAGGGCAGAAGGUGAAGGGCACCGUCCGCCGUGUGGUCCUACGAGGGGAGGUGGCCUAUAUCGACGGGCAGGUCCUGGUGCCCCCGGGCUACGGACAAGAUGUACGCAAGUGGCCUCAGGGGGCUGUUCCCCAGCUCGCGCCCCCAGCCCCUGCCACCAGUGAGAUAACCACGACGCCGGAAAGGCCCCGCCGGGUCGUCCCAGGGCUUCCCGAUGGCCGCUUCCACCUGCCACCCCGAAUCCACCGAGCUUCCGAUCCAGGUCUGCCAGCUAUGUUCCUCCGCCCGGGAGCUGGGAUCCCGCGGGGCAGCAGAACGUGGGCUGAGGAGCCAAAGGAAAAGUCCUCUCGGAAGGCGGCGGAGCCAGAGCUGAUGGGAACUCUCGAUGGCACCUGCUACCCUCCACUACCAGUACCUAGACAGGCGUCACCCCAGAACCUGGGGACCCCUGGCCUGCUGCACCCCCAGACCUCACCCCUGCUGCACUCAUUAGUGGGUCAACAUAUCCUGUCUGUCCAGCAAUUCACCAAGGAUCAGAUGUCUCACCUGUUCAAUGUGGCACACACGCUGCGUAUGAUGGUACAGAAGGAGCGGAGCCUCGACAUACUCAAGGGGAAGGUGAUGGCCUCCAUGUUCUACGAGGUGAGCACGCGGACCAGCAGCUCCUUUGCCGCAGCCAUGGCCCGGCUGGGGGGUGCUGUGCUGAGCUUCUCGGAAGCCACGUCUUCAGUCCAGAAGGGUGAAUCCCUGGCUGACUCCGUGCAGACCAUGAGCUGCUACGCUGACGUCGUCGUGCUCCGGCACCCGCAGCCUGGAGCGGUGGAGCUGGCAGCCAAGCACUGCCGAAGGCCAGUGAUUAACGCUGGGGAUGGGGUCGGAGAGCAUCCCACCCAGGCCCUGCUGGACAUCUUCACCAUCCGGGAGGAGCUUGGGACUGUCAAUGGCAUGACGAUCACCAUGGUGGGGGAUCUGAAGCAUGGGCGCACUGUGCAUUCUCUGGCCUGCCUGCUCACCCAGUACCGUGUCAGCCUGCGCUAUGUGGCCCCUCCCAGCCUGCGCAUGCCACCCAACGUGCGGGCCUUUGUGGCGGCCCGUGGUACCAAGCAGGAGGAAUUUGAGAGCAUUGAGGAAGCACUGCCCGACACUGACGUCCUCUACAUGACUCGAAUCCAGAAAGAGCGCUUCGACUCUACCCAGGAGUAUGAAGCUUGCUUUGGCCAGUUCAUCCUCACUCCCCACAUCAUGACGCGGGCCAAGAAGAAGAUGGUGGUGAUGCACCCAAUGCCUCGAGUCAAUGAGAUAAGCGUGGAGGUGGACUCGGACCCCCGAGCGGCCUACUUCCGCCAGGCCGAGAAUGGCAUGUACAUACGCAUGGCUCUCUUAGCCACCGUGCUGGGCCGCUUCUAGGGCUUGGCUCCUCAGACUCUUCUUGUCAGGCCCAGCUGCUGGGCAUGAAAUCGGUGCCCCCCAGGGGGGCAGCACACUUCAGAGAUGCUCUGGGGCGUCCAGAUAGCUCACGUGCUCUUAGGCACAUCUGCAGACCACACGCCAGGCACUGGACUGGACUGGAGUGCUCUAGCAUGGGGGUGGGGCCCCGUCUCCCUUGACCUUGCACCGCAAACCUAUAAAGUCAUUUUUCUACUGACUAAAUAAACAGCUAAGCUGCUUGUUAAGUGCCUGCUUCCUCGCAUGUAUCCUGGCUUCAGCAUAGGAUGCUAAGUGUCAUGGGCAGGGCUUUCUUCUGGAACUUGAGAACAGUUGCCCAAAUCCAAGAGCAGCCUUGCUGGGCAGGCUCUUGCUCUGGCUGCAUUUUCAGAGCCAUGGCUCUUUGGGGUCUGGGCGGGAAUGUGCUAUUACAUGGUGCUCUGGGUCCUGCACUGUCCGAUCCCUGUCCAGCCGUAUUUCCUCAGUUUGCACUCAAAAUUCGGAUAUGAGUUACAGGGUCCUGCCUGGUAAGGCUUUUACUCUUCUCCCCUCUGUGUGUUUAGUCCUCUCCUUCAGUGGCUGAGGUAGCCAUUGUGUCCUCAAAACCUGGCUUGGAGUUCAGCUGCCUUCACUGUUAGGAGCUCCUCCCACCUACUCUCCCUGGGAGCCUGUGGCUGACACUGGACUUUCAGAUACUGUGGAGGGCUGAAGAGCGCUUGGCUUGGAAACCCUGGGAUUGGAGACUGGGGUGGAGUAGCUCAUGUGUCUUUGCAGGUCAGGGCUUCUGUGGAUCAUACAGAGUAUGUGAGCUAUUCCAUUCCAUUCCAUGAACUUUAGUAGCCUUGAAGAAAUUUCUUGAUCCAGCAGACUUUACUUACCAUCCCCUGAGUACAAAGCAUCAUGUGUAAUGGGAGUGCAAGAAUGAACAAGAACAUUUGAGACCUCAGCUGGUAAGGCAUCCAAUGACUUCUACAGAUUGGACUGCUACAUGCCGGCACAUGAUGGUCCAGACUGCGCCAGUGUCAUUCAGGAAGAAGCCACUUCGUGUCCAGAGCUAUUAGCGUGUUACAGAGAUGGGAAAGAAGGAACUCUUUUUCUGAAAACGAUGUGAGCACAAACUUUCACAUAUUCUCAUGUAAUCUUAUAUCAGCUUUCUAACCAUUUUACAGAUGCAGAAAUGGGCUCAGAAACAGAAAAGUUACUGGGUGGCUUACCCAAGGUCACAUAGCUAAGAUUCCUGUAUAGGACUGCUUGACUGCAAAUCCAUCUUUCCGGUAAAACAAAAAGGAAAACGUCAUUUCAGACUUUAAGGGGCAUCCAAAACCAGGGUGAGAGAAAAGCCACACAAAGGUGAGCCAGCAGAGAACCAGUCUAAGUUGCCUGGGGAGCCAGUUUUCAGAAGAGAGAUCAGCAUGAACCUGGACUCCUGUCCAUGGAAUGGGGUUUGGGCUGUUGCCUGAGGAAAGGGCAGGCUCGGGCAGGUUGGAUGGGAAGAGAAUCUUAGGGCCAGCACAGCUUGAACACAGGCGUGGGAAUCCUGUGUCUGCAGCACUGAGGGGCUCCACAGCCAGACCCAGCAGAGCCGCUCCUGCUUUGUACUGUUGGGGUGGAGAGGGACAGACCGGAGCAAGAGGUGUGGGUCAGAGCGAGAGGUGUGGGUGUGCAUUCAACAGAAACAAGAAUUCACAGCCCACAGGCACUGCUGGAAGGAGGGUGCGGCUAGGUGGCACUCCACCUGCUCCUGGCGAGCUGAGCCCUCUCCUGCCCUGCUAAUGUUAACCCUUCCAGGCUUCCUGAACUCCAACCCCCGACAAGCUCUCCCUCGUGGGCCCAGAGAACUUCGUUGGUUGGAAAAGGAUCAUUCAUAGAAUGCUGCUCCUUUCUAGAGCUUCAGUUACGCUUCUGAGGUUAUUCAAACAAGGGAUUAUUUUCCCAAGUACCUGGGAAUCUGUCACACACAGAUUCCCACAGAACUCGGAGAGCCUCGUCCUCAAGUAGAAGCAGGGUUUGCUGCCAAGCAGCACACUCUCUAGCCUCAGUCGCUAAGUGGUGGGAGGUGUUCCUGCUCUGUUCCUUUCUUUGGCUCUCCUAAUCAUAACACAGCUCUAAGUUGAAUAAACUUCUUUCCUUUACAACCAGAAAUGAGAUCUUAGUACCUGGGGAAAUAAAUGAAGCUAUCAGCAAGAAAUAAAAACAGCUCUUUAAACAGAAUGUCCAUAUCUAAGGUCGUUCCACAUCCAUUGAGAAACAACUUCAUAUGCUCCAUGUGGUUGUCAUUAACUAUAAAAAGUUUUAAAAAAA
Molecule: messenger RNA, 9305 nt
Organism: Ailuropoda melanoleuca (giant panda)
Lineage: Eukaryota; Metazoa; Chordata; Mammalia; Carnivora; Ursidae
Gene: CAD
Product: carbamoyl-phosphate synthetase 2, aspartate transcarbamylase, and dihydroorotase
Exons: 45
Coding region: 258-6986 (2242 amino acids)
Biological process (GO): UTP biosynthetic process; L-citrulline biosynthetic process; L-glutamine metabolic process
Cellular component (GO): cytoplasm; cytosol
Molecular function (GO): dihydroorotase activity; carbamoyl-phosphate synthase (glutamine-hydrolyzing) activity; amino acid binding
Source: RefSeq, a predicted model, not a curated record